Tetrahymena thermophila SB210 is the source of this 570-nucleotide messenger RNA. RefSeq lists its product as hypothetical. NCBI's taxonomy places the organism in Eukaryota, Ciliophora, Oligohymenophorea, Hymenostomatida, Tetrahymenidae. The record is from RefSeq and is a predicted model, not a curated record. The transcript is spliced from 4 exons.
AUGCUCGAUCCUACUAAAUCCACACUUGACUUACUUAAAACUGCUAAAAAUUAGUUCUAAAAAUAUGAUACUUAAAAGAUUGGUACAAUCACUUCUCUUGCAUGUAUCGAUGCUCUCGAACACAUGUUUUCCCAAGAUAUAACCCAAACUGAUAUCAAAGAAAUUAAAUCUUCGAUUGAUGAGAAAGUUGAUCCUAGGGAAUUCGGUAAUUUGGUGAUGAAAUUAAAGAGCAACAAAAAGAAAAUACCUCCUACUCCUUUGGAUGAAGAAUUCAUCAUAGAAAAUUUCACUAUCAAUGAAAUAAAGCUCUUAAAAAGAUCUUGGGAAAAAUUUGACGAAACAGAAGGAUUUCUUAAUUUUGAGAGCACUAGAAAAUGCAUAGAAUACACUCUCACCCACUAUAAAAAUUCAAAGAACAAUGACAGUGAAAUAAAAAAAUUCUUCAUAAAUAAAGCUGCUGAAGGGAAAGAAAAAAUAUCUUACAGCGAAUACUUAAACUUUAUCUCACACUUCAUUAAAUACAGAAAAUUGAGUUAUAAAAAGCCUACUUGUUCUUGCUUUGGAUUUUGA